UCUCCUUAAUCUCGCAUAGAUCUUCCCUACACAAACAAAACCCAAAAACCUGGCUCCCAUGUUGAACUUUGUUGCUUUGAGCAUUUGUCUCUUAGUCUUAGCAUGGGAGCCUCAUCAUCAAGCACAGGCCUCAAGGAUUGGAUUCAAAGAUAAAAAAACAAUCUUGGGCGGUGAAAUUUCAACUGAUCAUGGUUUGUGUGCCUCUUCGGUCGUUGUCCAUGGCUACGAAUGCCACGAACAUGAAGUUACAACCGAAGAUGGGUACAUUCUUAGCCUGCAAAGGAUUCCUGAAGGUCGAGCUAAAACCGGAGGCAAUGUGACUAAGAAGGAACCAGUUAUUGUACAGCAUGGAAUUCUGGUGGAUGGAAUGUCAUGGUUUUUGAACUCUCCAGAGCAAAACCUGCCCAUGGUUCUAGCUGAUAAUGGCUUCGACGUGUGGAUUACUAAUACCCGAGGAACCAGAUUUAGCCGCCGACACACUUCCCUCGACCCUUCUAGCCAAGCCUAUUGGCAAUGGUCAUGGGAUGAAUUGGUUACUUAUGAGCUGCCUGCUAUUUUUGAUUAUGUUUCCAACCAAACAGGGCAAAAGAUAAAUUACGUCGGCCAUUCUUUGGGGACUUUGGUGCCUUUGGCAGCCUUCUCUGAAGCGAAAUUGGUGAAUCAGCUGAAAUCAGCAGCACUGCUUAGUCCCAUUGCCUAUUUGAGUCACAUGACCACCUUAGUUGGAGUUGUUGCAGCCAGUUCCUUUGUAGGAGAGGCCUUAAACCUAAUGGGUAAUGCAGAAUUCGAUCCCAGAGGGUCACUUGCUGAUGAGUUUUUAGGAAAUGUCUGUGCUCAGCCUGGGGUAGACUGCAGUAACUUGUUUACCGCACUUUCAGGUGAUAAUUGCUGCAUCAGUUCUUCAGCUGCUGAUGUGUUCUUGAGAGAUGCACUUCAACCAACAUCAACAAUGACGUUGGUACAUUUGUCACAGACUGUUAGAACUGGGGUUCUUUCAAAAUACGACUAUGAGAGUCUAAGCAGAAACUUGCAACAUUAUGGAAGAUUUUUCCCUCCAAAAUACAACCUCCCCAACAUCCCCCAUGACCUCCCUCUCUUCAUGAGCUAUGGAGGUUUAGAUGCGCUCUCCGACGUUACGGACAUCGCGAAUUUACUUAAUGAUCUUAAGUAUCAUAACAAGGACAGGCUAAAUGUUCAGUACAUCAAGGAGUAUGCUCAUUCUGACUUCAUCAUGGGGGGCAAUGCCAACGACCGGGUGUACAAAGCUAUGAUUGCAUUUUUGAAACGCCAAUUUUAACACUAAACUUGAUGGGGAGCACGUGAGGAGUUUCUUAUUGUCCAAGCUGGCUCAUUGAAGGAGUGAAGCUGUUGUACUGUUAGUUGUCUAGUGAAGUUUACAGGUGUUACGCCUUACAAAUCCCCCGAGUCUUUUGUGUUCAAAUUGAAAUUGGAUGAUCUAGAACUCAUUUCGAUGUAAAUCAUUGAGUACUUAUUGGAACUUAUCCGGUAUUUUUUCUUGUAAAUAAGCACCAUUAAGAACCAAUAAGCCUGUACGUACUCAGUCAUUAGAAGAAAAUUGUACCCCACUAUUAACUUC
Molecule: messenger RNA, 1597 nt
Organism: Lotus japonicus
Lineage: Eukaryota; Viridiplantae; Streptophyta; Magnoliopsida; Fabales; Fabaceae
Product: triacylglycerol lipase 2-like
Exons: 9
Coding region: 59-1297 (412 amino acids)
Biological process (GO): lipid metabolic process
Molecular function (GO): hydrolase activity, acting on ester bonds
Source: RefSeq, a predicted model, not a curated record